AUGACGGCGGCACCCGCACCCGCCUCGGCCACGGCCGACUCGCUGGCCACCCAAAAGACCUACCACCUCGACUACGCAGACUGGGACCCUGCCGACCCUGCGUCGGCCUCGUCGCGCCGCUUCAUCGCCUCGCUCCAGGAGGCCAUGGUGGGCCACGGCUUCUUCUACCUCUUCAACAGCCCGCUCUCGCACGGUCCACGGCGCGAGGGCAUGUACGACGUCGUGUCGCGCUUCUUUGCGUUGCCCCUCGAGGCGCGCCAGCGCAUCACCAUCGACCGCAGCCCGCACUUCCGCGGCUACACGGCCUUUGGCGACGAGACGACCCAGAACCGCCAGGACCUGCGCGACCAGGUCGACUUUGGGCCGCACGCACCCGAGCCCCUGCCGCGCACCCGCGACGAGAUCGAGGGCCGCGCCGAAAAGACAAACUGGAAGAACCUCAUCGGUCCCAACCAGUACGUCCCGGACGACGAGGUGCCCGGCUUCGAGCGCACCGUGCGCCAGUGGUUCCACGAGGCCAGCAGGGUCAGCGAGGGCCUCACCGAGGCCGUCGAGUGUGCCCUCGGAGUCGAGCGGGGACGCCUCGGCAGCUACAUCAAGGGCAAGGACCACGACGAGGGCAGGUACCAGUACGCGCGGAUGAAGAUCAUCCGUUAUCCGCCCGGGCAGCAGGUCGAUGGCGUCCAGAGGGACGCGCACAGCCGGCAGGGCGUCGGCGCCCACAAGGACAGCGGGUGGCUCACGCUGCUCUCGACAUCCCCCGUCGACGGCCUCGAGGUGCAGGACCUGCACGGCCGCUGGAUCAACGUACCCUAUCUGGCCGGGUCGAUCGUCGUCAACUUCGGGCAGCAGUUCGAGAAUCUGAGCCACGGCCUGAUCCAGUCGGCGACGCACCGCGUCAUCUCGAACCCAAGCUCGGUGGCGCCGCGCUACUCUGUGGCGUGGUUCAGCUUCCCGGCGCUCGACACCGUCUUUGCGCGCCCGCUGGCCGACGACGAGAUCGGCGACGACAUCAAGCGCCACUACGAGCGGCUCCGCGGCGGGUGGGACGUCGUGAGCGACGUGGAAAAGGGAGACCUGUUUGCCAAGUUCGGAGAGGAGUUUGGAGAGGUCGCUUGGAAGGGGCUGGUGCGGAGCCACCAGGGCGUCGUCAGGAGGUGGUACCCGCACCUUGUUGUUCAGUCGUAG
This is a messenger RNA of Pseudozyma flocculosa PF-1, 1188 nucleotides long. RefSeq lists its product as uncharacterized. Gene Ontology annotation, molecular function: dioxygenase activity. The transcript has 2 exons. Lineage: Eukaryota; Fungi; Basidiomycota; Ustilaginomycetes; Ustilaginales; Ustilaginaceae. The coding region runs from base 1 to 1188 and encodes 395 amino acids. The record is from RefSeq and is a predicted model, not a curated record.